AUGGCAAGAGAAUGGUCCUUUUACAGGAACUUUCUGCCAAUAGUGGUGCUUAUAGGCACUGAAUGCAAUGACAUGGGUUUACUCACACUGUUCAAAGCAGCCACACUGCAAGGAAUGAACAACCAUGUCUUUGUGGCCUAUGCUUAUGCUGUUGCAACCACUAUUCUCCUUCCUGUCACUUUUUUCCACAGAAGAUCAAGAGUGGUUCCUCCACUCAGUUGGUCCAUAAUAUCCAAAAUAGUUCUUCUUGGGGUGAUAGGAAGUUCAUCUCAGAUCCUGGGUUAUGCAGGAAUCAGCUAUAGUUCUCCAACACUAGCUUCAUCAAUUAGCAAUCUGGUACCUGCUUUCACCUUCAUCCUUGCCGUGAUUUGCAGGAUGGAAAAGUUAGCUGCUAAAUGUAGAAGUAGUCAAGCCAAGAUAGUGGGAAGCAUAAUAUCAAUAGCAGGUGCAUUUGUAUUGACUUUCUACAAAGGACCAUCAAUCAUCAAUGCUCACACACAUCUUUCCUUAUUACCUCAACAACCAAUUAAGUUUCUUAAAUCAGAGGAUGCAAGCUGGGCCAGUGGUGGCAUUCUUCUGAUAGCUGAUUACAUUCUGACUUCGGUAUGGUACAUUUUAGAGGAGGAUAUUUUGAGAGUGUUCCCGGAUGAACUUACUCUAGUCUUCUUUUACAGUGUGACUGCCACCAUAUUCAGUACAACUGUAGGUUUAUUUGAAGUGCCAAAUGCUAGUGCUUGGAAAAUAGGACUGAAUAUUUCACUGAUCUCCAUUGUUAGCUCAGGAAUAUUUGGAAAGUUAAUGAGCAAUGUAGUUUAUGCCUGGGCACUGAAUUUAAAGGGGUCUGUCUUUGUAACAUCCUUCAAGCCAUUCCAAAUUAUUAUGUCAGUUGCAUUGGGUGUUAUGUUCCUUGAUGAUACUCUGUACAUUGGAAGUGUAGUUGGAGCCAUAAUAGUAUCAGUUGGCCUUUAUGUUGUAUUGUGGGGCAAGGCAACAGAAGAAAUAGAGGAAGAUGUUGGUAACCUGGAAUCACCAACUACUGAGAAUGUCCCUCUCUUACCAAGCCACAGAACUGAAACAUCAGAAAAUAAAGUUUGCAAGACAAAUACAAACUCUUCCCACUUUUAA
Sphenostylis stenocarpa is the source of this 1125-nucleotide messenger RNA. NCBI's taxonomy places the organism in Eukaryota, Viridiplantae, Streptophyta, Magnoliopsida, Fabales, Fabaceae. The record is from the annotation of a GenBank genome assembly.